GUCCAGUUCACAUGACCUACAUGCAAACAUGGCCCAUUCCCGACGACAGUGAAGGCAGCAGCACCUCCUCCUGCUCCUCCUCACCGCACUUUACUCUGAGAGGAGGCCGUAGACUGUGUAUAUAAAGAGGAGGCUCACUGUGGAGAUAAGUAAGUAGAGCUGAAUGAGCUGCUGACGGUGUGACUCCUCUCUAACCACAUGCAUGAACGUUGCACGACAAGCCCUCAACUGCUCCAGGUUUGCACGUCAUUCUGCAAACAUCAGACGGUUUUGUACUUCACAGUGUAUCAUGACAUCAUCACGGCACACUCAUGCAAAAAGAAUUGAGGGACUGGACAAAAAUGUCUGGGUGGCAUUUACCUCAGUGGCAGCAGACCCAUCUAUUGUUAACCUCGGCCAAGGCUACCCAGACAUCCCUCCACCUUCUUAUGUCAAGGAGGCUCUAGCUCAGGCUGCAUCCGUGGACAAGAUGAACCAGUACACCAGAGGCUUUGGUCACCCAUCUCUGGUGAAGGCCCUUUCUCAAGUUUAUGGAAAGGUCUAUGGACGUCAGAUUGACCCAUUCAAAGAAAUCCUGGUCACAGUCGGAGGUUAUGGUUCCUUAUUCAGCACCAUGCAAGCACUGGUGGAAGAGGGAGACGAGGUCAUCAUAAUAGAACCUUUUUUCGACUGCUAUGUACCUAUGGUACGAAUGGCCGGGGCAAAGCCUGUGAUGAUACCGUUACGCCUUAAGUCUGUUGAGAAGAAGGACAUCACAAGUGCGGACUGGGUUCUUGACCCACAUGAGCUUUCCAGUAAAUUCAACCCUAAGACAAAGGCCAUCAUCAUCAAUAAUCCCAACAAUCCUAUAGGGAAGGUUUUCACCAGAGAUGAGCUGCAGAUGAUCGCUGACCUUUGUAUCAAACAUGACACUCUGUGCUUCAGCGAUGAGGUUUAUGAGUGGCUCGUCUACAGGGGCCACCAACACAUUAAAAUCGCGACUCUGCCUGGAAUGUGGGAUAGAACAAUUACUGUCAGCAGUGCAGGGAAAACAUUUAGUGUCACUGGCUGGAAGCUUGGUUGGUCUAUAGGACCCGAGCACUUGAUAAAGCACCUUCAGACCAUCAUGCAGAAUACUCUCUACACCUGUCCGACACCUUUACAGGAGGCUGUGGCACAAGGUUUGCUCCUGAACUGUGAGCUGAUGGGUCAGCCUGAGUGCUACUUCUCCUCACUGGCAGAAGAACUUGAAAGCAAGAGGGACCGCCUGGCUUCUAUCCUGCUGGAGGUCGGCAUGACUCCUGUCAUUCCAGAGGGAGGAUACUUCAUGCUAGUGGAUGUCACAUCUCUCAAUCAGGACCUGUCACAUAUGGGUGAUGAUGACGCCUAUGACUACAAGUUUGUGAAGUGGAUGAUAAAAGAAAAGAAACUGGCAGCCAUUCCAGUCACAGCGUUUGUUGGGGAUGAGUCAAAGAAGCAGUUUGAGAAAUAUAUUCGCCUUUGCUUCAUUAAGCAAGACAGCACUUUGGACGCAGCAGAGAACAUCCUGAAAAACUGGACAAAGAUUUAAUGCAGUGUCUGGGCAGCAUCAUUUCAGGAAAGAGGACCAACCCUGUGGUCAAACUGAAGGUUCCGGGUUUUGAUUUCAACCUUGCACAUGAACUAGAAACUGUGAACAUGUUUUUAGUGAAAUAUUAAUAGUAGAAGUGUGAGUGGCCACGGGUGGAUCAGUUGUAGUGCACUGUUGCUGUUAUGGUCAGGUGGGUGAUCCUGAAAACAGCUGGUGACUCAGAGACAGCCUUUCAAAUCAUGUGUCAGCAGAAAAUAAGUCAGUGCAGCAUCACCUAUUAAUGAAUACUAGGCUGUUUUUUCAACUGUAUCAGUGAUGGAGACUUGACGUGCUCCUGCUGCAGUCAUCUUUUUAAAGCAAUAUUCAUAGAGAAACAUUUGUUCUUCAUUUCAGUGACAGUGCAACUCGCAGGGGACUCAUCAUCAACACCUCUGUUUUAGUCAGUCUCUUCAUUCCACUGCUGAGGCUGCUAAAAAGUCAAGACUUCAUUUAUUAGAUCUCUGAAUCUUCAAUUCCCCAAAUCAUCAAGUUCUUCUCUUUACUCUUUGAUGUCAUUUUCAUGAACAAACACUUCUGACAUUUGAGACAGGAAGUGUAGCCUUGUAUGUUACUACUUUGGGGGGGUGUUAGUCAUGCUUAUUUGCUGUCCUCAUCUAUGCACAGAUACAUUUAUCUUCUAUAUGUAAACCAUUUACAUUUAGAGGCGUUUGUUGAAUCUGACUUCUCAUGUUUGUACAAAAUCUCCUUACAAACAAAUGUAGAAGAACUUGUUCUUGCAUGAGACCCAGUCAACAUUACUGCUGUUCAUUAUUAUAAACCCCUCAUUUGUAAGGUGAAAGGUCUUCAUUCAUAUUGUCACAUAUACUUGAUACAUACUCGAUCAACCUAAAGCACACCAGACGGUUUUGUUUUAAUUUCUGUUUUCAUGGCUGCUCCUCUUUAAUGUGUUGACUUGCAGCUUUUUGGACUUUACCAGCAUUCACAUUUGGUUGAAUCUCUCUUUGGGAAACUUAGAUGUCUGUAGUGCUAAGAGUCGGUUAGAAUUUGUGCACUCAAUAAAUGCACUCACAGUUUGUUGUCUAA
This is a messenger RNA of Paralichthys olivaceus (Japanese flounder), 2632 nucleotides long. Its product is annotated as kynurenine--oxoglutarate transaminase 3. Gene Ontology annotation, biological process: biosynthetic process. The record is from RefSeq and is a predicted model, not a curated record. Gene Ontology annotation, molecular function: L-kynurenine:2-oxoglutarate transaminase activity; pyridoxal phosphate binding. Gene Ontology annotation, cellular component: mitochondrion; cytoplasm. Lineage: Eukaryota; Metazoa; Chordata; Actinopteri; Pleuronectiformes; Paralichthyidae.